UAAUAUUGCUCUCCCUUACGUAGUACAAUAUCGCACAAGGAAGCUCUCAUCUCGUCAACGGCUUUACAUUCUUCGCCGUUUCGUCUUCUUGCACCGCAGAGGAAAGCCUUCGUUUGGUACUGGCAUUAGAGCCGCUCGUCGCAGGCGAGAAGGCGUCGCAGGCGAGAAAGCGGCGCAGUGAGUCCAAUUCAGGUACUCGCAGCUCGCAUUCUGCUGUCGGACGAUUGUCUGUCAACCGUCGCGUUCAGUCAUCCGCCGCGGAUUAGCACGAUUUCACGACUUCGCCUUGCGGAGGAUUACUCGUGCGGUGGAUAACGAGUCCGGUUCAAGCGGUUCUCUCCCCGCAGUCUCCUCUCCGAUUGUUUCUGCGGUGGGUGUAAGAAAGCUUGGCAACGAAUAGCGCGCCGAGCGUGCGGAUAUGCAGCGGAUGGAAAUCCACUCGCUUUCCGCCUCAGCCGCCACUCGUUAUGCCUUUCACGAGCGCGAGAAUCGCGAUGUGAUCCGCGAGGCGAAUACUUUUUGAGGCAAUGCGGGAGCGCGCCUCGGAAGUCGCACUCUUACCUGACAGCGCGCUUUAAUGGCCAGCGAGUCGCCUCUGCAUCGCCCCCAACCGCACGUUCACCCUGCCUUCUCCUCAGCCUUUUCAUCCGCCCUCCCUGCGUCCUUCGCGUACCAUCAGAGUCCUCUCGAGAUCGUACAUUCCUCGCGUCUCGCCGCACCUCCUCGUGCUGCGUCCACGUGUCACGCAGAAGCAGCAGCUGUAGCCAGCGCUGCUGUCGCCGCUACAGCUGGCACUGUAGCCGAAUCUCGUUCCGCGCCACCUGCCGUCUCCGCUAGCGCAGCAGCUGCGGCUCCCGUUUUCCAAGAAAUUUUGGAACGCGAGUCUAUUCGAGGAGAUCCUGCAUCGAAGAUCCAGAAUCAACGGUCAAUGGAGCCGGCUAGUCAACCGGCCACAGUAGAUAGCGCAACAGAUAGUGCCCCUCGAGUAGCCUCUUCCCUAACUUGCGAUUAUGACGAUCAGGAGAUCGACGGCGGUGAUUUCGUCCGCUACCACAGCGAUCCGCGGCCGAAAAAGUCCGGCGGAAUGCGCAUGUCCAACCUGGGGAAAGCGCUAGGGUUGCGCGAGUCGGGGCGGGGGGAAGCGGAUGUAGCGAGCGGAGGCGGAACCAGCGGCGCGAGCUCCGCGCGACCAGCUGCGGCUUCCGCCUCCUCUGCGCAGCUGCGCCAUCACCGCAGCUACCUCAAGCAGAUGUCGAUGCCCGCGGGAAAAGCCGCCACCGAAACAGCCGUCAUAGCCCCAGCCCGCGGAACAGAGGGGAGGAGCGGGGGAGCAGGCGGGGGAACGGGGGCGGGUCCUGGCGUGGGUUGGCUGGAUGCAUCUGGACGGUCGGAUUUCGCUAUCAUUGUGACGAGGACAAGUGGCGCGAUCUGGUUGGAGGAGAUGCACAAGCGGCGGGUGCACCACGGUCUGUGCGGGCUUGGGCGGGAAAGGAAGAGCCUAGAGGCGUUUGCACAGGCGCAGCAGCGGAAGGCGGAAGGGGAGGUCCCUGGCGCUUUAAAGCGUGCCCCUCUUACCAGGAAGGUUAAGAGAGGACUAGAAGGGGUGGGAGAAGGCGCAGUGUACAGUGGAGUCACAGUAGAAGGUGUGCUUAUAGGUGGGGUUGUGCAAGCGGGCAAUGCCGCGAGUGGCGGUGGCGGGGGGUCUGCUGGUGCGGAUGGGGAUACGGGAAAAGAGGUGGGGGAAAGCAGAGGUGGCAGUAGGGGAGAUGAAAAUGGGGGGGUCGGCGGAGAGGGGGGAGGGGGGGGCGGAAGUAGAGAAGGGGGAGGGGGAGGCAGUGGGGAAGAGGAAGGGGAUCGGGAGGAGCAAGGGUCGCAUCCUGAGCCGCAAGGAGAGGAGGGGGAGGGGGAGGAGGAGGAAGAGGAAGAGGCAUUAAGAGGAGACGAGGAGAAAGACGAUGAGGAGGCUGGGGGAGGAGUGGCGCGCAGGUCAGUCAGCAGCAACAGCGCGAUGGGCGGCGCAAGAGGAGCGAGAGGCUCAGCAGCAGCAGGGGGGGCACGGGCAGCAGCACAGCGGACAGCCAGCGGGGGACCAGCAGCGUACGUGCCGCACUGGAGGAGAGCCAGCGGGGGAGGGGACGGGGAGCGGUGGCAGACGGCGCGGUACGAGCCGAGCCCGACGGUGUCUAUCGACUGCACCAUGUCGUCCACCGCCUCGUCGCCCCUGGACCCCGCGCUCAUGCCGUCCCCCUACUACCCGCACCACGUGCUGCCGCACAACCUGCCGCCCCUGCAGCACCAAUACCCGCGCCACCAGCGGCAGUUAUCGGCCCAGUUCUCCCCCAUGGGCCUCCAGUCCCAGCGCCCUCGCUCGCCUCUCUUCUCCAUGCCUCAGGAUGCCCACCUGCCGCCUCCUCCUCCUGCUGCUGCUGCCGCUGUGGUUUCUGCUGCUGGUAUUGGUGCUGGCGGCAGUACUAGUUGUGUGGAGGUUCUGACUGUUGAGGGAGAGUCGGACGGUGAAGCACUGGGAGAAGGUUCAGGGCACGGCGGGCAGCAGAGCUCAGGGCAGGGCGAGGAUGAGAGCUCAGAGCAGGGUGUGGGAGCGGGGAGGAGGAGAGUGAUGGCGCGGUUCCCUCGGGCCGUGUCCACCCCUGCUGGGAUCAGCAGGUCGCCUCUUAGCAGAUCGCCCGUUGGCGGGGCCAGCCCUCUCUCCGACCCCAAUGCUGAGGACGAGGACGGGGGAGAGGGGGUGAGUGGAGGCGAGAUGGAGGAGGGGAUGGAGGGGAGUGAGGAGGGGAGUGGGGAGGGGAGUGGGGAGGGGAGUGAUGAGGGGAGUGAGGAGGGAGAAGGAAGGAGUCCUCAAAUUAGCGAUGAGGAGGUGGGUGAGCGGAGAGAGUGGGGAAGCAGGGAGUGUGGGAAUGGAGGGGGCAUGCAAGAAGCACCAGAUGGCAUCACAGAGGGCUCAGAACCCCCCAGUCACAGCGCGAACAGUGAUUCCUCAUCCCCGUUACGACACAAUGGAGCAGCGUCAACAGACGCCGAAGCAGCCGCCGUUGCGGCAGCUGCCGAAGCAGCGGACCCGAGCCUGCCGCCGACCCUGGCGUCCCUGGGGAAGAAAGCGGAAGGGAUGCUGUCGACCCGAACCUACCGGGACAAGGACGGGAUAGAGUGGCACAAGAGGGGUCCGCUGACUGAAGCGGCUGCUGUGGAAUUUGACACGGAGCCCAUGAUUAUGCCUGAGGUGGUGGACCGGUAUGGGUUCAUUGCAGAGGAGGGAAGGGGGGGCGGGAGAGAAGGGGAGGAGAGGGGGGAGGAGGGGAGAGUGCCGGUGGUGGGGGUGCAUGGGCCGCAGGCAAGCCUGUUGGAGAAGGAGGAGCGGCUACUGUUCAUCAAGGAGGAGCGGGAGGUGCGCAGGUGGCGCGCCAUGAUUGGGCUGGGCCCCAUGGAUUGGAAUCUGUACCAGAGGAAGCACCCCCGGGAGGUCAAGAAGCGCAUAAGACAAGGCGUGCCGGACUGCCUGCGAGGCAUCGUGUGGCAACUGUUGUCUGGUAGCCGGGAAUUCCUGUUGAUGAACGAGGGCGCGUAUGAGCAUAUGCUGCUGUACGAGCUGUCGAACAACGAGAUGGACAUCAUCCGCGACAUCAACCGCACCUUCCCCACACACGUCUACUUCAUGCAGAAGCACGGCCCGGGGCAGCGCGCGCUGUUCAACGUGCUCAAAGCGUACUCUGUCUACGACAAGAAGAUCGGAUACGUGCAGGGCAUGGGGUUCAUCGCAGGGCUGAUGCUGCUGUACAUGGCGGAGGAGGACGCCUUCUGGCUGCUCGUGGCGCUCAUGAAGGGCGCCAACCACACCUCGCUCGAAGGCAUCUUCCUCGUGGGCCUGCCUCUGGUGCAGCAGUACCUGUUCCAGUUCGAUCGCCUGCUGCACGAGUGCCUGCCGCAGCUGGCACGACACAUGGAGAGCGAGGGCGUGACCCCCUCCAUGUACGCGAGCCAGUGGUUCAUCACAGUGUUCGCCUACAGCUUCCCCUUCGCCACCACCCUGAGAAUAUGGGAUGUCUUUCUGUUCGAGGGCAUGAAGACGGUGUUCCGGGUGGGCUUGGCGCUGCUCAAGCAGCAGCAGGACGACCUGUUGCAGAUGCCCUUUGAGGACCUGGUGCCUGCCCUGCGCACAUACCCCGACCGCAUUCUAGAGCCAGACACGCUGCUCAACGUCGCCUUCUCCUUCAAUGUGUCUGACCGGCUGAGAGAACUAGAGGCGGAGUACACAGCCAUGCAGCACCCGCCGCCCAUAGCAGGACCCAAGGCACAUGGGGAGGCGGAGGAGGGGGAGAGGCAGGAGGGGCAGGGAGGGGAGGGGCAGCAACGGAAAGGCUCCCGUUUCCAGCUGCGCCAGAGAAUCAAAUCUGCGUUUUCACGGCCGCCUAUCGGUUGAUACAGCCAUUCACCCGGAUCUGGACCGUCACCAUUCCCAUCCCACCACCACCCGACUCUUGCGCACAUACCGCCAUCUACACCUCUGUUCGACCGGCACAUGCUGUCCUCGCCCCGGAAAUGGCCACAGCCAUCCAAGGCGCAUGUAACAAACAAACUGUAACAUAUUCGUCAAGAUACGCCAGGUACCUAGAAUCCGCUCGGCGAGGAACAAGAAGCCUUGCUCUUUUCUCUGCUCGUCUACACUUCUCUCACUGGGGGUGGGUCUGCUCAAUGGCUGGCUGGUGCUUGCUCUGUUCUGCUCUGCUCUGGCUCAAACAUGGCUUAUCCAUCCACAGUAGUCAAUUGAUACUGGUAGUGUAGUCAGAAAGCCAGCAUGUUGCAGCGCCUGCGAUUCUCUGUCCUGUAGUCUGUGACUGGCAGGCAGUUGUCCACGGUGCAGACAUGGCUGUUGGGAAUCAGCUACCAGUAUAUACCUAGGAUGAGGCUAAGUAUUUGAUUUAUUUU
Closterium sp. NIES-67 is the source of this 4941-nucleotide messenger RNA. The record is from the annotation of a GenBank genome assembly. Lineage: Eukaryota; Viridiplantae; Streptophyta; Zygnematophyceae; Desmidiales; Closteriaceae.